CUGGUCUCUGGGAGUGGUCAGGGGUUGGGAGUGGGUCUGGAUUUGGAUCCUGGUCGGGAUUUGGGUCUGGUUCUGAAUUCGGAUCUCAGUCUGGAUUUGAAUCUGAAUCUAGUUCUGAAUUUGACUCAGAGUCUGAAAUCAGACAUGGGUCUCAAAUUAGACCUGUGUCUGGAAUUGGGUUUGGGUCUCAAUCUGGAUCUAGCAUUGAAUCUGCAUCUGAACCAGGAGCCUCUAUGUGGGAUAGCCAGGAGGGAACAGUUUUACCCACAGACCUCAUCGGUUUAGCAGAGAAUGUCAAUGUGCUUGCAGGGAAAGAGAAUGAGAUGCUGGGUAUUGUCAAGGUGGACCUAGCAGAAAGUGUUUUGGAUGAGCACAACAGAACAGCUGAGUGGAAUGGUACGGUUUUCCCCAUAGACAGUCAGCCCGUCCCAAGUGUUAAUGUCUCUCUUGAGACAACUCCCAGUAACAGAAGUAGCAACAGAGUAAUUGACAGUAGCUCUAGUUGGAACGCCAAUAAUUUUAACUCGACAGAGUAUUCUGAUGAAUACACUGUCUCAGGUGAUUUUCUAACCCCUUUUGACAGCAACCACUCUCUCUUAGCUACUAGUGAGACGCCAGCCCCAGACUCCCCACGUUGCUGGCCAAUAGAUUUCCAUUUGCCUUUCUGCAAAUCCAUGGGUGGCGACAGCUUUGUGUUGCCCAACUAUUUCAAUCACAGCAGUGUGAAGGAGGUCCGGGCUGUUUUGGGCUCUUGGGCGUGGCUCUUGAGGACGCGCUGCCACCAUAGCCUGGAGUGGUUUUUCUGCCUGCUGCUGUUGCCCAGGUGCCCCCGGGGCCUGCCACCGCCUUUGCCUUGCCGCAGCGUCUGCGAGGUCCUGCAGGACAGCUGCUGGACAGUCCUCGAUGAGGGCAGCCUCCCUAUGGAGUGCCACUCUUUGCCUGAUGAGGACGAUGGGUAUCAGUGCUUGUCAGUCAGUAACCAGAAAGAUGAGAUCGGUGUCUCCCUCCUGCAACUGAUCGGGGACCCUCCCCCAGACGAGAUCACCAAGAUCUAUGGUCCCGACAACAGCCCCGGCUACGUCUUCGGUCCCGACGCCAACACGGGCCAGUUGGCACGUGCCCAUCUUCCCAGCCCCUUCUACCGGGACUUCUCCCUCCUCUUCAACCUGAAGCCCCAGUCCACCAAGGGCGGAGUCAUCUUUUCGGUCACAGACGCCUCGCAGAAGAUCAUGUAUGUGAGCGUCAAGCUGUCGCCGGUCAAGGCGAACAAGCAGAAUGUCAUCUUCUACUACACGGAGCCCGACUCGCAGGUGUCGUACGUGGCGGCCACCUUCCCCGUGCACAACCUGGCCGACCAGUGGAAUCGCUUCUCCAUCUCUGUGCUGGACGACAAGGUCACCUUCUACAUCAACUGCGACGACCAACCCCAGGUGGUACGCUUCGAGAGGUCCCCGGAUGAGAUGGAGCUGGAGGCCGGAGCCGGGGUGUUCGUGGGCCAAGCCGGAGGGGCCGAUCCCGAUAAGUUCCUGGGGGUGAUUGGGGAGCUGAGGGUUGUUGGAAACCCCCGGGCUGCUGAAAGACAGUGUGAGGAGGAAGGGGACGACUCGGAUGCUUCAGGAGAUGGCGGAAGCUCUGGAAAUGGCCUCCCCUCUUCCCCUCUGCAGAUUACUACCCCUCCGUCAUCACGCCCGAUUCAGCAGCCCCCAGUGACCAGGCAACAACCAGAUUAGCGUUCUCCUCUCAUCCGCAGGGAGCCCAGCCAACAGCGAGUUGCAAGGGGAGAAAGAGGAGAGAAGGGUGACAGAGGAGAGAAAGGAGACAGGGGUCCCAUCGGUCCAAAGGGAGAUUCUGGGUCUGAGUCGGGCACACGAGGAGGGGCACGUGGAGAGAAGGGAGUGCUUGGAGAAAAGGGUAUGAAGGGAAAAGCAGGCUUCGGAUACCCUGGGUCGAAGGGCGACCCCGGCCCCGCUGGUCCCCCCGGACCACCAGGCUCCCCGGGGCCCGCGGCUGAGGUGGUAUCACGUGGCGACAGCUCCGUGAUUCAGACGGUUGCGGGUCCCAGAGGACCAGCUGGAACUCCGGGACCUGCAGGCCCUGAGGGGCCCGCAGGAGCCGACGGAGAGCCUGGUGAUCCUGGUGAAGAUGGUUCUCAAGGCCUUGUUGGACCGCCAGGCUUCCCUGGAACCCCAGGAGACUCUGGGCUCAAAGGAGAGAAGGGUGACCGUGGUGAGGGCCAGCCGGGCCCCAGUGGACCUCCCGGACCCCCAGGACUCCCAGCGCCAUCCAGUCACGACCGGCCCACCUUUGUGGACAUGGAAGGCUCUGGGUUCCCUGACUUGGAGGCUCUUCGGGGACUGCCUGGUUUGCCUGGCCCUCCUGGACUCCCCGGGGCCCCAGGUCCUGCCGUUGUUGGUACAGGGCUCUCGAGCUCGUUUGGCCCCCAAGGUCCUCCAGGACAAGAUGGUGCCCCUGGUCAACCGGGGUUACCCGGCCCACCUGGUACAGAUGGUCGCCCAGCAGUUGCAGGGGCCAGGGGAGAGAAGGGUGACCCAGGUGAACUCGGUCUUCCGGGAGCAGUCGGCGCAAAGGGCGCACAGGGAUUGACUGGUAUCCCUGGUCAGCCAGGACUGGGCGGAUUGGCUGGCCUUCCUGGACCAAUGGGACCAGUGGGACAACCCGGGCCACCAGGACCCCCCGGACCAAGCUAUCACGCUGGCUUUGAUGACAUGGAAGGCUCUGGUGUGGGAGUGGCCAAUGGGGUUCCUGGAACCCGAGGGCCAGACGGACGACAGGGUACUACUGGCAUCCCUGGCCUACCGGGAAAGCCUGGUUUCCCUGGUCCUCCUGGCGAGAUGGGAAAUGAAGGACUACAAGGAAGAGAUGGCCGACCAGGGUUGGACGGUUUCCCUGGACCUAAUGGACAAAAGGGGGACAGAGGAGAAAGAGGCGAAACUGGUCGCGAUGGAAAUGGACAGCCUGGACCACCAGGCCCACCCGGCCCACCAGGACAAAUAAUCUACCAGACCUCCAGCAGCUAUGAUGCUGUCGUUGGAGGAGCUGGGCCCCAGGGUGAAACUGGUCUACCUGGCCAAGCUGGAUUCCCUGGUCCUAUUGGAUCAAAGGGCGACAAGGGAGACCCAGGACAGCCCGGUUAUGGAGUCAAGGGCGAGAAGGGCGAGCCUGGCUUAAUCAUUGGGCCUGAUGGGAGUCCUUUGUACCUGCGAGAAUUGUCGGGUGAGAAGGGAGACAGAGGACCUGCCGGACCCGUCGGGCCUCCUGGGCAGUAUGGACCUUCUGGGAUAAAGGGUGAAUUUGGAAUGCCUGGAAGACCUGGUCGUCCUGGUGUAAACGGAUACAAGGGUGAAAAAGGAGAGCCAUCCACAGGUGCCGGAUUUGGCUACCCAGGUGUCCCAGGCCCACCCGGACCCCCAGGACCACCCGGACCAGCUGUGCCUGUGGACCGCUUCAACGGAUAUGACGCCUCAAGGAAUUAUCGAGCGACAAAGGGGGAGAAAGGUGAUCACGGAGCUCAAGGUCUCCCAGGAACGCCAGGUGUGGCCUCUAACUUAGACAUAUUCGCAUUCAAGAAUGACCUGAAAGGAGAGCGCGGGGAUUCUGGCGUGAAGGGGGAGAAGGGAGAGCCAAGUGGUGGCUAUGAUGACCCCCGUUUUAGAGGACAACAAGGCCCACCAGGACCCCCUGGAAACCCAGGACUUAUGGGUCCAAAGGGAGAUUCAAUCAUGGGCCUCCCUGGUCCCCAGGGCCCACCAGGCUCCCCAGGGAUCGGCUACGAUGGUCGUCCAGGAAUCCCAGGCCCACCAGGUCCUCCCGGGCCCCCAGGGUCCCCCUCACAACCAGGGGCCUAUAGACCUAACCACUCCAUCAAUAUUCCUGGCCCCCCCGGACCUGCUGGACCACCUGGAACUCCUGGUCACACGUCAGGGGUGACAGUUUUGAGGUCAUACGACACGAUGAUUGCUACUGCAAGACGCCAGUCGGAGGGCACCCUCAUCUACAUUGUCGACAAAACAGAUCUCUACAUUCGAGUCCGCAAUGGAUUCAAACAAGUCCUGCUCGGUGACUACAGUCCCUUCUACAGAGAUCUGGACAAUGAAGUAGCGGCUGUCCAGCCCCCCCCUGUCGUCAACUACCCCCAGUCCCAGGAUCACUCGGCCAACAAUGGAGCUGAACACUUCUCCCAAGGCGGUACUGCCACCCACCCCAUCAAGCCUCCUCCUCACAAGCCGGUGGAGAUCCCCAGGCCUGCCAGACCCGACAACCGCAACCCCGACCCCAGAUAUCCCCCUCAGUACGACCCCAGAUACCCCCCUCAGACUGACGCUAGGUACCCCCCUCAGACAGAUGGCCGCUACAGCCAUGUGCAGCCUGAGAACAGGUAUCCCAACCAGCCCGAAAGCCGAUUCCCAGUCACCCCCCAGAGAAGACCCGUUCCCCUUCCUGUUCCCCAGCCUGGCGGUCACUUGCAUACAUCAGGGCCAGGACUCCACCUGAUCGCCCUGAACAUGCCCCAAGUGGGCAACAUGCGGGGCAUUCGUGGGUCAGACUUCCUGUGUUUCCAGCAGGCUCGUGCUGUGGGCCUGAAGGGCACCUUCAGGGCUUUCUUGUCCUCCAAGCUCCAGGACCUCUACAGCAUUGUUCGCAAGUCCGACAGAGACAGCAUCCCCAUCAUAAACCUGAAGGACCAAGUGCUGUUUAAUAGCUGGGAGUCUAUGUUCAGUAAGACUGGGGUCAGGAUGAAGGAAAAUGCACCAAUCUACUCCUUUGAUGGCAGAGAUAUCCUUAGGGACAGUGCAUGGCCUGAAAAAAUGGUCUGGCACGGCUCUAGCAACGAGGGUCACCGCCAGACUGACAACUACUGCGAGACAUGGAGGGCCGGAGACCGCGAGGUGACAGGCCUAGCGUCCUCACUGCAGACCGGCCAGCUCCUACAACAGUUGCCCAGCAGUUGCUCUAGCUCCUACAUAGUGCUGUGUAUCGAGAACAGCUCUCUCUCACACUCCCAAAAAUAAUUUACAAAAACAUCCCUGUCACUUUGGUCCCCAAGUAAACGCAUUACAAGUGUCCAAACAGGCCCAUUCCUCCUCCCUCCGCCCCUAGAAAUAUGACAUCUUUCGAACUGGGUCUGCAGCACUUGCCAUGGCAGAGAAGUUUCCCCAUUGUCUUCUCUAUCCCUUCCAUAAUGCCAAAGAGACGGGUCGAACAGAGAGGUGUUUGCCUUUUUCUCGGGGCAUUGGCACAUAUUUUCCAAGGGGUGGAACAAGAGGAGAGAAGCUAACUGCGGCAGCAUUUUUUUAAAUUGUGUGCGUAAAAAAAUCUGUUUGUAUAUGAUAUGUCUGUUUUGAGUUUUAUUUUAUUCCUGAUUUGAUGUUACUUUUGAAGUGGUCUUUAAAUUUGGUAUAUUCAACCAUUUUAAUGUACCAUUUUCCACAUUUUCAUUUUAUUUUCAUUCCAUUUAAGUCUUGUAGGGUACAGCAACCUUUUUAAAUGAUAUUUUAAGAAUUAAAGAAGAUAAUAGAUAUUUAUUUUUAAAUGAAGUUAUGUUAGAACACACAAUUUGAUUUGGAAUAGUAACACAUGAAAAAUGCCUUAAUCCAUAUUGUAGUCAGCACUUUUUCACAGACUAUUUCAUACAUUUACACAGGUGAGGGUGUUUCUAACCUAAUAUGGAAAACUGUACGUUGCGAAAAGGAGUGUGUGGUUUUAGAAAUGCAUGUCAAAAGAGGUUAUGCUUUGAUGUCAAGAUACUUUUAAAAAUAAGUAAAUAAAACUAAGGUAAGAUAUGAUGACUCUUAGAAUAUAUAUGACUAAUUCCUACAUCUGUAGAAGUUUACUGUAAAUGUCUCCUUGCCAUUUUACAUUUGGUGAACAUUAUGUUUUAUAUGUCCUCAUUGGGCAUAGCCUACACUAAAUUCACCAUACUCAUAUCCAAGACGCAAGUUACAAUGUCUUUCGUAACCGUAAAGCAGAUGCUGAGACAAAUUUGAUGUAAGGGUCAAUUUUGCUUUUAAUCAAAAAAUAUAUAAUCCUGUUGAUAAUAACCUGCCAUUGGGGUUUGAAAAUGUUUUGAGUUCAAUUUGGUCCUAAUCUCUAUUGGAGUGACUGCUGACUGUAUUGGUUGAGGAAACCCAGAUGUAUUUUAUUAAGACACAUUAUAGUGUCUUAAUAAGCAGCCUUGUGUUGAUUAAUUUCUGAGACUAUCUUGGCUAUAGUGCUACUGUUGUGUCUUGACUGAACCAGUAUGAACCUGUGGAUAUUCAUUAUUUUUGUAACCAGUAUGUGCUGUAUCAUUUCUCAGAGGCACUAAAUAAAUGUUAUUGUUUUUUAAUUCA
Oncorhynchus keta (chum salmon) is the source of this 6350-nucleotide messenger RNA. RefSeq names its product collagen alpha-1(XVIII) chain-like. NCBI's taxonomy places the organism in Eukaryota, Metazoa, Chordata, Actinopteri, Salmoniformes, Salmonidae. The transcript is spliced from 45 exons. The record is from RefSeq and is a predicted model, not a curated record. Gene Ontology annotation, molecular function: protein binding.